Molecule: messenger RNA, 2599 nt
Organism: Vigna radiata var. radiata (mung bean)
Lineage: Eukaryota; Viridiplantae; Streptophyta; Magnoliopsida; Fabales; Fabaceae
Product: CWF19-like protein 2
Exons: 11
Coding region: 282-2435 (717 amino acids)
Biological process (GO): mRNA splicing, via spliceosome
Cellular component (GO): post-mRNA release spliceosomal complex
Source: RefSeq, a predicted model, not a curated record
AUAAAAAAUAAAAUGAGGUACCAUCAAGAGUGAAACUCAAAGUGGUGGCAUCUGAAGAAAACGGCACCAUCGCUGGUGGCUUGGCUUUCUUCCCAUCUUGCGUUGCCGGAGGAUACGCCGAGCCGGUACCUUUUGUUCUUUUGUUAGGGACGAAACACCACCGCACAGAGGCGACGAGCGCGAGCCAUCACCACGGACCACUCGACGCGAGGGAGAGCGGCGGUUCCGACAGCAGCUUCGCCACCACGAACAGGCAUUGGUACAGUGUAGGAAGCUUGAAAAUGUUUUCGGGUGUGAAAUUCAUUCCCCGGGACCAGGUGGAUGAUGAGGACUUGGAUUCUUCCUCGAAAGAAAGGAAAAAAUCAUAUAAGAGAAGGGGAAAGAAUAAGAAGAAAGGGAGGAGCUCUAGGGACAGUUCUGAUGAUGACGGGCUAGUUAAGAUCAAGAAAGGAUCUAGGAAGAAGAAGUGGUAUUCGUCUGAUGAAGAUUCUUCUCUUUACUCAAGUGAAAGUGAGAGUGAUAAAGAUGAAAAGAAGAGAAGGAGUAAAUCAAAAAAUAAAAGGGACGAUUCUCCUAGUAAGAUGGAAAUUGCGAGAAAAGAAAUGGGACUGGAUUGGAUGCUCAGGGCUCAAAGUAAGAAGCCUGCAGUUACGGAAACAGAGGAGAAUUUAUCAGAGGAGGUUCCUGUUGAGGAGCCAAAGAAAGCGAAUCCUAAGGAACUGAAUCCAUAUUUGAAGGAUAGUGGAAGUGGUUACCCAGAAGAAAAGGAUGGAGCUAAAGUUGGUGCUGACCAACUUCUAUCUUCUUCUCUUGUUGGGGAUGGAGGAGCAAGUUGGAGACUCAAAGCCUUAAAGCGUUCACAAGAACAAGCAGCUCGAGAAGGACGAAACUUUAAUGAGGUUGUGCAAGAAAGGUGGGGUUCUCUGGGUGAGUUGACCGCAUCUGUUGCAUCUAAUGCAGCUGCUCCUGGUCGAGCACAUCUACGUGCUAUAAAAAAUAGACAAAAAGGGAUAACGGAAGAAAACUCUCCAGAUUCUCACAAGCGUGGUGGAAGGGCUCCUAAUAAAAGGGACUACUUAAAGGAUGUUUCUGUUCGCCACCAUGAAAUGAGAAAACCUAAAGUUGAAGAUUCAUUGUCUUGGGGAAAGCGAAAGAGCCACCAACGCAUGGUAGCUGAGGGUGCUGGGAUAAUCUCUGCCGCAGUAUCUAGUCUAAAUAAGUUUUCUAAUGAUGGAAGCUUUAUGCAAAAUUUCGGUAGCAAGAUGAGUAAUAAUUCUGAUGGCUCUGUUUUGGAAAGUGUUGAAUUGGAAGAAGUUCCGUUAGAAGCAAACACUCCUGUGGAAAGAAGUGCUGAAGUCAAGAAUGAGAUGAGUGCAAAUCAGUUGGCAGCCAAGGCUAUGCAACUUCGUUUGAAGGGAAAGCAUGAAGAAGCUGAAAAACUAAUGCAAGAAGUAAAAGUUAUGAACACAAAACAGGAAAAUCAAGAUCAUUCAAUUAGAUCAAGAACAGAUGGCAGUUCUAGCAGGUAUGCUAUGCAAAAGAUACCUGCGGCUGGACAGAAGAAAGGAGAAGAUGAUGCUGAUAUGCAUCUUGCCCGCAAGAUAAUGCAGAACAAGAAGUUUAGUAUUUCCACUCAGGCUGAUGAUGAAUAUGAUUUUGAGGAUGGCCCAAGCAGAAAGAGUAGAAAGAAGCAAGCAGGUGAUGACGGCAAGAUCCAAAAAAAAACUAAUCGGUUCUUGACUCAGCAAGAACGCUGCCUCUUUUGUUUAGAAAAUCCAAAUCGACCUAUGCAUCUUGUUGUUUCAAUCGCAAAUUUCACAUAUCUUAUGUUGCCACAGUGGCAGCCCGUGGUUCCUGGUCAUUGCUGCAUUUUACCAAUUCAGCAUGAAUCAGCUACAAGAACUGUGGACGAUAAUGUGUGGACAGAAAUUCGAAACUUUAAGAAGUGCCUAAUUAUGAUGUUCGCUAAGCAAGAAAAGGAGGUAGUGUUUCUUGAGACAGUUAUGGGAUUGGCCCAGCAACGAAGGCAUUGUAUGGUUGAGUGCAUUCCUUUACCCCAAGAUAUUGCCAAAGAGGCUCCUUUGUACUUUAAAAAGGCGAUUGAUGAAGCUGAAGAUGAGUGGAGCCAGCACAAUGCCAAGAAACUUAUUGAUACAAGUCAAAAGGGAUUGCGCAAUUCAAUUCCCAAACACUUUCCAUAUUUCCACGUUGAAUUUGGUCUAAACAAGGGUUUUGUCCAUGUUAUUGAUGAUGAAAAACAAUUUAAUAGCAGCCUCGGGUUGAAUGUGGUAAGAGGCAUGCUGCAAUUGGCAGAUGAGGACAUGUAUAGACGACGACGCUACGAGGUCAUGGAGGUUCAAAAGCAGUUAGUUGCAAGCUUUUCCAAAGAGUGGGAUCAUUUUGACUGGACAAAACAGCUUCAUGAAACUUCCUAACAAACGUUUUACAGAUUAGGUCACGUUGAUUUAAGGAUUUAGUUAAUCUACAUUGUAAUCUGCCCUGGCAUACAAUAUCUUAGUGAUAGAAAUGAAUGUGGCGGUGCUGUGUGUACUCAUUUCUUUUCAAAAAAGGUAAAAAGAAUGUGAAUUAUUGUUUAUUC